UGCCGACUAAAGAAGCAAGAAGCAAUAAUAUUAAAAGAGUAUAUAAAACUGAAAGCAAUGAAGUGCUUCUUCUAGUAAACUUCUCGUGUUUUGAUACUAAAGUUGUGUAAAAAGCACCGAAAAUGAACGCACCACCUACCUUCGAAUCUUUCCUUCUGUAUGAAGGUGAAAAAAAAAUUAUUAAAGAACUCGACACAAAAGUCCCGAAUGCCGCAAUUUUUACAGUGAACAAAGAAGACCACACUCUCGGUAACAUGAUCCGCAAUCAGUUACUGAAGGAUCCCAACGUUCUGUUCGCCGGCUACAAACUUCCCCAUCCGCUGGAACACAAGUUCGUGAUUCGCAUUCAAACAACAUCCGACUAUUCCCCGCAGGAAGCCUUCAUGAAUGCCAUUACGGAUCUACUAUCGGAACUAUCGCUGUUUGAGGAACGCUUCAAGGAAGCUUACAAGGAAAAGAAGGAAGGAGGUGACUAGUUUUAUGGCAAGUUCUCAGUAUUUUCUUCGCGGCACUAUGAUGAGGUCUCUUAUCGAUAUAAGUUUCUAGUUUUAUUAUCCUAUCUAAAUGUGGAAAGCUAAUUUCGUGAAAUAAAUAGAAAACAGUUCUAAAGUUACACAAACUGAAACAAAACUGGUUAAUUUUUUGUC
Messenger RNA from Sabethes cyaneus, 647 nucleotides. RefSeq names its product DNA-directed RNA polymerase II subunit RPB11 (gene Rpb11). The coding region runs from base 123 to 476 and encodes 117 amino acids. Gene Ontology annotation, biological process: transcription by RNA polymerase II. NCBI's taxonomy places the organism in Eukaryota, Metazoa, Arthropoda, Insecta, Diptera, Culicidae. Gene Ontology annotation, cellular component: RNA polymerase II, core complex. The record is from RefSeq and is a predicted model, not a curated record. Gene Ontology annotation, molecular function: protein dimerization activity; DNA binding. The transcript is spliced from 3 exons.